AUGAGUUCUUCCUCUUCCACAAACCCUCAACCAACUUCUCAAGACGCAACUAUGGCUCCCCGACGUCUUGCAGACUAUAUCGAGCGCAUCAAUGAGACUGACCAGACUUCAUCGCAGACUACCGCUCGCCCCUUCAACAACAACACGGCAACACAGCAUCCUCUUAUUCGAGGUCGAGUCAACCGCAUCCUCCUCUUCCCUGGCUCUUUCAACCCACCUCACCAAGGUCACCUUAAUCUCCUUAAGCAUGUCUUCUAUAAUGCAGGACAAGAUCUCAACAUCAUUGCAGCUAUCAUCAUCAACACUGAUGAUGAGAGACUGAAGAUGAAGAUGGAUAAGAGGGAGACCGGUAUCGUCCUUUCUCGUGAGCAGCGAGCUGACCUCUGGCGUGGCGACGGCAUCCCUGUCGACUGGGCAUGGGUCUACGACAACUCUGAAGCCAGCUGGGCGGGGUUCAGAACCAAGCUUGUCAAUGAGUUGAAGAGGGAUGGUAUAGACCUCAAGUUCGUUCUUCUAUUUGGUCCAGAUGCCAUUACUGCAGCGGGCGGGUAUAACCCUGUGUGUUGGGACUGCGGCGAUGCUAUCACCAGUGACAUCUCUCGCCCCGUCGACUUCCGCUAUCCCAACACUCUCCGACAACUUGCGGGCUGCACGCCCUGGGUAAAUCUCCAGGAUGGCCGAGCUCGGUUUGACAACAAAAUCUCGAUCUGUCGCCAGAACCGGGUCCGACCCAGGGGCACUGUCCGAUUCAUACCAUGUGAUUUGGAUCGACGGCCUGAAGAUGCGCCUAGCUCCACUAAGAUUCGAGAAAUCAUUGAGAACUUGCCCCAGGAAGAAUGGGAGGAGAAGUUGAAUGGUGUCGCACUCCACCCGAAGACUUUGGUUAAGUACCUUAAGGAGCUUCCUCUGCCCACAAAGCCUACCGAGUCAAAGGAGGACCUUGCGAAGAAGCAGUGGGAGAGCAUUAUUUGGUAA
Molecule: messenger RNA, 975 nt
Organism: Fusarium redolens
Lineage: Eukaryota; Fungi; Ascomycota; Sordariomycetes; Hypocreales; Nectriaceae
Exons: 1
Coding region: 1-975 (324 amino acids)
Biological process (GO): biosynthetic process
Molecular function (GO): catalytic activity
Source: RefSeq, a predicted model, not a curated record